UUCAAAAUGACACCCCCAACACUAACCCAACAAAAUUUAAAUAAUCCCCAAUCAUUAACUUCCUCAGCGUCUACUGCAAGUUUAAAAUCACGUUUAUCCCCACAUUUGGAAGAUGAUACUCUUGUGGCUAUGUUUAGACGAAUAUGUUCUGACGACAAAAAACGUGAUAAAAUUGUUUUGAAACACAACGACAGACAAUGGACAUUAGCACAAUUGGAUGAAAUAACUGACAGAUUAUCUCAAUUAUUUGUUACAAAAUUUUCAUGUAAGAAGGGGGACUGUAUAGCCAUUUAUAUGAACAAAUGUGCCGAAUAUGUAUUUGCCUAUAUUGCUGCCUUAAAAGCUGGUGCUGCUUAUUUACCUCUGGAUAUUACUUAUCCUGAUUCAUUGCUUAAAUCUGUACUUGAUGAGGUUAAGCCUGCAGUUGUUUGUAUAACAUCAACAAAUUCUUUAAAUAAUUUUCCUGAAAACACUCCAUUAUUAUUACUUGAUGAAGAUGGAAAGUGGUUAUUGUCUUUUGAAGUUGAAGAAGAAAAGCAGGAAAAAAUUGAAGAAAUAAAUUGUGAUGAUUUAGCUUAUAUUGUUUACUCUUCUGGAACUACUGGAAAGCCUAAAGGAAUAAAAUGCCCACAUAGAGGAGCUGUUAUAUCAUAUAAAUGGCGCUUCCUCAACUAUCCUUACAGUGAUGACGAUAUUGAAGCCUGUAAUGUCUUCUUUGUUUGGGAAAUGUUUCGGCCAAUAUUGCAAGGAAUUACCUUAGUAAUAAUCCCAGAUUCUGUUAUUUAUGACCCUCACAGUCUGUGCAAUUUUUUGGCAAAAAAUCAAAUAACCAGAAUGCUUUUUACCCCUUCACUGUUGGAAAUGGUUUUGGAUACACAAGAUGAGGAAACGCUUACAAGGGCAUUUCAAUGUAUAAGAAUAGUUUUUUUAUGCGGAGAAGUUGUUACUUGUGCAUUAUUAGAAAGAUUUAUUCGUCAUUUUCCACAUGUUCGCUGCAUUAAUCUCUAUAGUAUAUCAGAAUGUCAUGAUGUUGCUGUAGCCGAUUUAAAUGAAUUUUAUAAUACUAAAAAUGAAAGGCGUCAAUUUGCUCCAGUUGGAAAGGUAAUUGAAGGAGUCAAAAUUUUAAUUUUGGAUGAGAAAACGAUGAAACGUGUUCCAAUCGGCGUACCUGGAGAGAUUUACGUAGCAGGGCCAACAUUAGCAAUUGGUUAUAUUAACCGGCCAGAAAUAAAUGCUGAACGAUUUGUUCCGUUACCUGAAGAAUAUCAAAAAGAAAUGGGAUCUCAACGAAUGUACAGAACUGGUGAUUGGGGUUAUUUAUUGCCUAAUUUGGUUCUUGAAAUUUGUGGACGCUGCGAUACAACAGUUAGAAUUAGAGGAUACAGCGUUGAACUUCAAGCAAUUGAAGCGGCUCUUUUAAAUUUAAAUCAUGUCCGUUCUUGUACUGUAAUUUCUAUUGGAAAUGAAGGGGAAGAUAAACAGUUAGCUGCCUAUAUCGUUUUGCGAGACAAACAAAUUACUCGAAAACAAUUGAGAGCACAACUGAAACGAGUUUUGCCAUUUUAUAUGAUGCCUCAAUAUUUUAUUUUUAUGGAAAAACUUCCAUUAUUGGCCGCGUCUUCAAAAACUGACAAAAAAACACUUCCUUCAGUUAAUUUUUCUUGUGAUGUUGUUGAAAUAGAUGCAUUACCUCAAACAGAAAAUGAAAAGGAAUUGGCUAAAAUUUGGAUUGAAAUAUUACAUUUGGGGAGUAGUGGACAUUUGGAUAUACAAGAAAGUUUUUUUGAUAUGGGAGGACAUUCUCUUUUGGCUGCUCGUCUUUUAAAUGCUGUAAAUACUCGAUUUGGUUCACAUUUAGGAAUUCGUGAAUUAUUUACAGCUCCAACAGUUUACGCAAUGGCCAAAUUAUUAGAUGGUAGUCAAAUAGAAAGAUCAUCACCUGAACAAAUAAUUGAUUUGGAACAACAAAUUGAAGCAAAUGAUUUGAAGGGAGAUAUCAUGGAUCUUCACCUUCGAGCAUUUUGGCGUGCAACUGAAUGGAAAAAACGUUUCCACGCAGCUAAUGUCUUUUUAACUGGCGUAACAGGCUUUCUUGGUUCCCAUUUAUUAGCUCAAUUACUAUCCUCUUCAAAAACAAAAAUAACUUGUCUUAUUAGAGAAUCAUCAAAUAAUAGUAAUGAAACUGUUGAAGAAAGGCUUUUGUCCACAAUGAAAAGGAAUGGGUUAUUUAAUGAAAAAAUUGGAGAAGAAAAUUUUAGAGAACAAGUACGUGUUGUUUCUGGGGAUAUUGCACUAGUUCAGUUUGGGUUGUCUGAUGAGCUCGGACCAAGACUAGAUCCUUAA
Meloidogyne enterolobii is the source of this 2343-nucleotide messenger RNA. The record is from the annotation of a GenBank genome assembly. Lineage: Eukaryota; Metazoa; Nematoda; Chromadorea; Rhabditida; Meloidogynidae.